GUGAUUAUGUCAUUAUAGGAGAGGAAAACAUUGAAUUAAUGCUCCUUUUUCAGGAUAUUUCACAUUUUCUCAUCCCUUUACAUGUUUAUUAUCAUGCAUAUGUCCUUUAGUAAAUAAUAAGGCUUACAGUGAUGGGUUUCAUUUAAUAAAUUACAUUAAUUUUCGUAGUUAGUCUUCUAAAAAGGCCAAAAUGCUGCUCAGUGAUCAACAGGUCUCAGGUUGAAGCAGGAGGGCGCUCUGCUGCUGCUGCUGCUGCAGAGAUCUGCGCACUCAGCUUUCCUCAGAGCCGAGCCAGGGUGCACCGCCGCGGGGGAAACAUGGUCUCAGAGUCCGGCGCUGAGUCCUGGAGGGUUUCCGGUUUCCUUUAAAGUGGUUUUCACCCUGAUGAUGAGAACUCAGUCUGCUGCUGCAGCGGAUCCCAGACUACAACAGGUCAGACUGCACUGCGUGAUGCGGAUCAGAGUCCAAGAGGACCUCCAGGGCCGGACUGUCUCUAUCAAAGCCAGGAGGAUCUCAGCUGGUGUUCCUACAAUGAUCUGACUGCAGAAAGUCAGGAACCCUCUCUGAGAGCAGUCUGCUUCUGGCCUCUGAACCUCACUGAGAGCUGCACAUGAUGGCCAACAACAACGAGCUACAAAGCGAUCCAGGCGGGCUGUCGGUGCUUCAGCAGCUCGGUCUGGACCAGAACUCGGACUUCUCGGACUCCAGCGUGCAGCUGCGCCUGGACGAGGAGCGGGAGAGGAUCCGCAGGGAGAUCCGUAAAGAGUUAAAGAUCAAGGAGGGAGCCGAGAACCUGCGCAAGGCCACCACCGACAAGAAGAAUGCCCAGCAGGUGGACUCGCAGAUCCGGAGCUCGAAGAGGAAGCUGGAGUAUCUUCACACUCAGCUGCAGGAGCUGGACGCACACAUCGUGGUCAAAGGACCCGAUGAUAACAAAGACUCUCCCAGGUCUCCAGGGUCAGUUAACCGGACUUCAGCCACCCAGCAACGCAUCGCAGCUCUGGAGCGGCAGCUGAACAUCGAGCUGAAGGUGAAACAGGGAGCGGAGAACAUGAUUCCUAUCUACGCCAACGGAGGAACCAAGGACAAGAAGCUCCUCCAGUCGGCUCAGCAGAUGCUGCAGGACAGCAAGACCAAGAUCGACAUCAUCCGCAUGCAGAUUCGAAAGGCCAUGCAGGCCACUGAGCAAUCUGAGGACAACCAAGGUAAGCCGGACGAUUGCGGGGUGGAGCUGCGCGUGGAGGAGCUGUGGCAUCACUACCGUGUGGAGCACGCCAUGGCCGAGGGGGCCAAGAACAUGCUGCGACUGCUGGGCGCAGGAAAGGUCCAGGACAAGAAGGCCAUCGCUGAGGCUCAGUGCGGUCUGAGCGAGUCGUCUCAGCGCCUCGACCUGCUCAGGUGUUCUCUGGAGCAGAGGCUGGUGGAGCUUCCCGAGGAUCACCCCAAGGCCUGCCUCAUCAAGGAGGAGCUGGUGCUGGCCUCCUCCUCUGCCUUCAGCUCCCGCCACAGCACCCCCUAUGUUCACAAUCAGUACAGCACCCUGAGCAAACCCUCACCACUCACAGGUACUCUUCAGGUGCGUCUCCUCGGCUGUAUGGGGCUGCUGGAGGUGGUUCCCGGGCGGAGCAGAGGAACCCCGGUGGUUCUUCCCUCGUUCACUCCUGGAGACGGACGUUCCUCCUUUAAACUGAGCGGCCUCUACAGCCGCAGCACCAGCAGCAUGAGCCUCAAGAUCCCCGGCAAGAACGAUGAGCUCUCCACGGAGGUGAGCUCAGUGCUGAAGCUGGAGAACACAGUAGUGGGUCAGACACUUUGGAAAACAGUCGGGGAGCAGGCCUGGGACCAGACCUUCACUGUGGAGCUGGAGAGAUCCAGAGAGAUGGAAAUCGCGGUGUACUGGAGAGAUUACCGCUCCCUGUGUGCGCUGAAGUACCUGAAGCUGGAAGAGUUCCUGGACAACCAGAGACACAGAGUCAAGCUGGAACUGGAGCCCCAGGGUCUGCUGCUGGCCGAGGUGACCUUCUUUAACCCCGUGAUCGAGAGAGGACGACGACUUCAGAGGCAGAAGAAAGUCUUCUCCAAACGUCACGGUAAAGCCUUCCUGCGAGCUCGUCAGAUGAACGUCGACAUCGCCACCUGGGUCCGCCUGCUGAGGAACGCCAUCCCCAGUGGAGGCAACGCCCCUGCUUAUACUCAGAGCUUCUCAGCUUCACACUCACACACAGGAGAGAUCUCGGUGGAGAAGCUGAACCUCGACAGCGACUCCCCUCAUAAACCUGAAACCAGGAGAGACGUGGUGGACGCCGUACCCGCUCCCUCGGAACAGACGCCGGGCAUUGAACCCUCGUCUACACAGGAUGUCCCUGACGCUCAGCCGCCCAGAUCGCUGUCCCAGAACUCUUUCCGCAGGACCAGUGGAAGUCCUCUUGGCCUGCAGGACUUCAGGCUGGCUGCAGUGCUGGGGAGGGGACACUUUGGAAAGGUGUUGCUGUCAGAGUUCAAACCCACGGGCAGCCUGUACGCCAUCAAAGCCCUGAAGAAGGGAGACAUCGUGGCGAGGGACGAGGUGGAAAGUCUGAUGUGUGAGAAGCGGAUCUUUGAGAUCGUCAACGGCUCCCACCACCCCUUCCUGGUCAACCUGUUUGCAUGUUUCCAGACGUCAGAGCAUGUGUGUUUUGUCAUGGAGUACACGGCGGGAGGAGACCUCAUGAUGCACAUACACGCCGACGUCUUUUCAGAGUCACGUGCUGUGUUCUACUCAGCCUGCGUGGUCCUGGGUCUGCAGUUCCUCCAUGAACACAAGAUCGUGUAUCGGGAUCUGAAACUGGACAACCUGCUCCUCGACAUGGACGGGUUUGUGAAGAUAGCGGACUACGGUCUCUGUAAAGAAGGUAUGGGCUUUGGGGACAGGACCAGCACUUUCUGUGGCACCCCUGAGUUCCUGGCCCCGGAGGUGCUGACGGACACAUCGUACACCCGAGCCGUGGACUGGUGGGGGCUCGGGGUGCUCGUCUAUGAGAUGUUGGUCGGUGAGUCUCCGUUCCCGGGUGACGAUGAGGAGGAGGUCUUCGACAGCAUCGUGAACGAUGAAGUGUGUUACCCUCGCUUCCUCUCCACCGAGGCCAUCGGCAUCAUGAGACGGUUGCUGAGGAGGAAUCCUGAAAGGCGUCUGGGCUCUGGAGAGAAAGAUGCUGAGGAUGUGAAGAAGCAGCCGUUCUUCAGGGGCAUGGACUGGGAGGCUCUCCUGCAGAGGAAGGUCCCGCCCCCCUUCAUCCCGUCCAUCGGAGGAAGAGAAGACAUCAGCAACUUCGACGCGGAGUUCACCGCCGAGCAUCCCACCCUCACGCCGCCUCGAGAGCGCCGCACCCUCUCCCGCAAGGAGCAAGACCACUUCAAGGAUUUUGACUACGUCUCAGACCUCUACUAGAGUCCGAGGUCAGGGGGGGUCACGGGGUUCUUAGCUGCCCACUGCCGGCCCGCAGGACUCCGACAGAGACUGAGAGGUGACGUCUGACUCUCUCGGAGAGGCGAGGACGACUCUUCCUCUCGGACAGACGGCGCCGAGCGAGCGUGAACGGGGGGAUCAGCGGGUGUGAUCCGUGACGGCGUGACGCGGUGUCACAGAUCUGCCAGAGGUCAGCAGAUCUGUGACACCGCCAGGCCUUUAGAGGAAGUCAUGACCGUAAUCCAGAUUAUGUAUGAAGCAGGAUGAUGAGAGGACGGACGCUGCGGCGUGUUCUACCUGACGACACGCUGAAGAAGAAGAAGAAGAAGAAGAAGAAGAAUCACACUGAACUGAAGUGAUCCUCUCCUCCUCCUCCUCCUCCUCCUCCUCCUCCUCCCUCUCUCGUAGCCUCAUCCCUUUCUCUCUGCUGUGUGUUGCUGCUACAGUCGGUGUGUGUCUCUCAUGUUCGCUGUCCCUGCCUCCGUCCUGGAUGUCUCUGCAAUCGUGCACCAACCGAACAUGACCACCAGGGGGAGCCAGAGGAGAGCGGGGGAACAGCUGAUGUUUGU
Messenger RNA from Notolabrus celidotus (New Zealand spotty), 4014 nucleotides. Its product is annotated as serine/threonine-protein kinase N1-like. The transcript is spliced from 24 exons. Gene Ontology annotation, biological process: signal transduction; protein phosphorylation. The record is from RefSeq and is a predicted model, not a curated record. Bases 611 to 3427 code for a protein of 938 amino acids. Gene Ontology annotation, molecular function: ATP binding; protein serine/threonine kinase activity; small GTPase binding. Lineage: Eukaryota; Metazoa; Chordata; Actinopteri; Labriformes; Labridae.